AUGGCAACUCACAAGCCAGCACACCAAGGGCAUGGACCGAAGAAAAGCCAAGGGCUCAUGUCCGCCCUGGUCUCCAGCCCGGUGCCUCUGUACACCACGGCGGUCCUGUUCAGGGUGGUGCUCCUCAUCUACGGCCUGUGGCAGGACGCCAACUCUCCUCUCAAAUAUACCGACAUUGACUACCUCGUCUUCACCGAUGCAUCCCGUUUUGUCGCCCAGGGCCACCCCGCCGGGCCCUACGCCAGGGAGACUUACCGCUACACGCCUCUGUUGUCGUGGGCUCUCAUCCCCACCGCCUGGACCGCCCAAGGAUAUCCCCACUGGCUCAAUGUGAUCUGCUUCAGCUUUGGCAAGCUCCUCUUUGCACUCGCCGAUGUCCUCGCGGGAGCCCUGAUCGUCAGCAUCCUGACCAUGAAGGGGCAAGGCAUGCUGGCCAUGGACGCCCCCUCCGCGCGCAGGUUUGCCGCAAUCUGGCUGUUGAACCCCAUGGUCGCAACCAUCAGCACGCGCGGAAGCUCCGAGGGCCUGCUUGCCGUCCUGGUCAUGGCCCUCCUCUGGGCAGUCCUGUCGAGGAGGGUGGCGCUUGCGGGUGUCCUCCUGGGCCUGGGCGUGCACUUCAAGAUAUACCCCUUCAUCUACGCACCCGCCAUCGUCUGGUGGAUGGACGACAACCGCAUGCACGCUCGGCCGCCCGCGCAGUCGUCAGCAUUUGGCUUCCUCACCUUUCCGCGGCUCAAGCUCGCCCUCGUAAGCCUCGGGGUGUUCAUGGCCCUAAACAUGACCAUGUAUGCCUCAUACGGGAAACCCUUCCUCGUACACACCUUUUUCUAUCACGUCACACGCAUCGACCAUCGCCACAACUUCAGCCCUUAUAAUAUCCCCCUUUACUUGGCCUCCGCCCUCCCCCAAGACGCCCCCCGGGGCCUACGCGUCGAGUCGGUAGCUUUCUUACCGCAGCUCCUGCUGUCUUGUGUUUUGAUCCCUCUGGUCAUGGCCAAGAAGGACCUGCCGGCCACCUUGCUGGCCCAGACCUGGGUUUUUGUGGCAUUUAACAAAGUCUGUACAAGCCAGUACUUUCUCUGGUAUCUCAUCUUUCUCCCACUCUAUCUCCCACGCUCUUCCUUCAUGCGCAAUGCGAAGCUGGGCGUGGCGGCUCUGCUGCUGUGGGUCUCGACACAGGCAGCGUGGCUGCAGCAGGGCUACGAGUUGGAGUUUCUAGGGGAGAGCACCUUUGUGCCUGGCCUGUGGACAGCAGGUUUGGGUUUUUUUCUUGGCAAUUGUUGGAUUCUUGGUGUCAUUGUGGGCGAUGUAGCAUGA
Messenger RNA from Diaporthe batatas, 1317 nucleotides. RefSeq names its product glycosylphosphatidylinositol-alpha 1,4 mannosyltransferase I. Gene Ontology annotation, molecular function: GPI mannosyltransferase activity; alpha-1,4-mannosyltransferase activity. The transcript has 2 exons. The coding region runs from base 1 to 1317 and encodes 438 amino acids. NCBI's taxonomy places the organism in Eukaryota, Fungi, Ascomycota, Sordariomycetes, Diaporthales, Diaporthaceae. Gene Ontology annotation, biological process: GPI anchor biosynthetic process. The record is from RefSeq and is a predicted model, not a curated record. Gene Ontology annotation, cellular component: glycosylphosphatidylinositol-mannosyltransferase I complex; membrane.